UGCUGCUACAGUGUAUCCAAAGCGCCACAAUGCUACUGUUUAUUUCUCACAUUUAACAAAAUAGCGUUUGUAAUCGAAUGUAUUCACACUCACUGGUGUCAUUAUUAUUACCGUGAAACUGAUAGGGUCAAUCUUGUCAUCUAGAUACUUUUUUUGUUGCACAUUUAGUUAACUGGUGUUGCCAUGGUGAUUUGUGUCGACUAAACAAAAGGCAAGUGAAGAAGGUGACCUUUGAAUGAUGAUAGUUGCACCUGUUUUGUGAUACACCAGACCUAGAAGAGGCAUGUAUAAAGUGGAUUUGCCGGUGGACAACUCCGUGGAUGUGGCAGUGGAACGCCGACGGGCCGCAGAGGCUGCGCGCCAGGCUCGCAUUUUCAACACCAGACACCGAGUGAUGGGUCUGGAUCUCAAAGCACUGGAGCAACAGGUGGCGGAGAACAAAGAACGGGAGGAGAUGGCGGGUCAGCGAGAGAGGGCUUUCGACAUGUUGAGAGUGACUCAAGAGAAAGUGUUGAUGAAACAGCAGCAGGAGGAAGAGGAGAGGAGAGCAGAGUUAAACAGAGACCUCAUCCAGUACCGGGCCAUCCGACAGCGGGCAGAAGACACCCGGGAUGCUGAUCUCAAUAUUCACCUGCAGGGGGCGCUCGGGUUGUCCAUUCCCAUCCCAGAGUCUGAGCUGGGACCUGCCAGUAUGCAAGUGUUCCAGGGAGAAGGCAUUGGGGACAAUGACAAGAGGAGAGCUCAGAUGGAGCAGACAGAGAGAGCACUACGAGCACAGAGAGAACAGAGUGAGAAACUGCAGAAGGAGAAUAAACUCAAAGAGCUACUGAAAGGCAAGGAGCUGGUACAGCAGGACCUGAGGGCUGUUCAGUUAGACGCUCUGGAAGAGGAGUGUAAGAGGGCAGGCCGCAUCGCUCUCAACAACUACAACCAUGCUCAGGCUGCAGAGUGUGUAGAGAAAGAGAGGAAGGAGCGCAUGAGGAAGGAGGGCAAGGAGAUGGCGGAGGUGCUGCACAUGGUGACAUCAGACAUCCUAACAGAAUGUCCCAAGGCUGCAGAGAGACAAGUAAACGGAGGCCCAGUGGGCGGGCCCAGGGUGCUGACGGACAGGUGGAGGGGGAUGAGCCCCGUUCAGCUGAGCGCUAUCCGCAGGCAGAGAGAGGAACAGCGCCUAGAGGGAAAGAGGCUGAGGGAGAUUGAGAGGCAGAGAGACGCUGCCUGGGACUUCCAGCGCAUGGUGCAGACCCGAGAGGAUGACGAGGAGGAGAGGAAAGCGAUGGAGCUGAAGAAGGAGAAGAGGAUGGAGAUGGACCGAUACAAUGAACAGCUGGCCAGAGAGCAGCGCGAACAUCAGCAGUUCCUGUCCAAGACGCUGUACACCAACAGACCCACGGCCCAGUACUUUACUCAGUUCAGCAGCAGCUCACGCUGAGAUGACCAACACAAACUCACCGCACAAUACUGGAUCUCAGAUUUAGACGAUGUGCACAACACAACAAGCAAAUAAAGUUGAUGAUAUACUCAUACUUUACACGUUUUUUUACGUCUUUUUAUACCUAGAAUUUAGUCACUAGGUCAAAUGCUGCAGUCUUCUGCAACUUAUCUCAGGAGUUGUAUUUUCAGUAUAUACUGGACACCGUGACUGUCUAUCUAGCUGUUCUUUUAUGUUUCAUGCACAGUAGGGAUUCAUAUCUACUUUCUCUGAUCUUUUGAGGAUAAAACGUGCACGUCACCAUCUUUAGACAUUGACGCUAUGAGUGAUUCUAAUGAUGACACAACGAGGGCGCCUCUUUUGGUUCCGAUUAGUCCAAGGUUCUUUAUUUAAUUCACUGUCACAUAUUUAGUUACAAGUGGCUGAUUCAUAAUGCAGAUCGUUACAACGUCAUUGGACCCAUAACAUACAGUACAACACCACUCCACACAGUGACCCCCUCCCUAACCAAUCAACCCGCUCCACUUCCGUCUCAACCAAUUAGCAGGAACACACUAGCCCGGUCACAGAUCUGGUUGUGCUGUCUUGCCAACUCCUAUGACUUUAGCAUGAUAUCGACCAUAGGAGUUGGCCAUACAGCACAAACAGAUCUGGGAUCAGACUACCAAUACAUUACAGUACCCUCCAAUCCUCCAGUUCCAUUGUGCUAAUGGGACCCCAAACACAGCACACAGAGGGACUCGGUCUCCCCUCAGGCAGUGAAAUACACAGUAUCCGUCCCCUCCCUCCAUCCCUCCCUCCUAUCCCUCCACCACGACUGUAAAUUCAUACGUUUCAUACCCUAAUGAAGCUGAUGCUGUCAUUCUCUUCUAUAUGCAAUUAAAAUUCACUUUUCAUUUUGAAUUUAUGUUGUAAGUAUAAAAGAAAACAUGGAAAUGAAAGUAACAGAGGGGAAAGUAAGAAAUGCUAGCACUAGACCUGGCUUAGACGAUCCCCUCACUGACCACAUGGAAAAUCAAAAGCAGAGAUAGCUAGAAAGGCAGGCAGUAGAGUGAGUAUCUGUGUGUUCAGUAGUUCACUUAUUCCCCAACUCAUUCAUUCAAAGCUAAUCACUUGCCCUGACACUACUGACGUCACACCAUGACAAGCACAGAUGGUUAGCAGCGAGAUAGGCUGUGUCUCAAAUGGCACUCUGUAGUGCACUACUUAUGACCAGGGCCCAUAGUGCUAUCCCUGAACACCGGGCCCAUAUGGCUCGGGUCAUAAGUAGUGCACUACACAGGGAAUAACGAUGCCAUUUGAGACACAAUCCAUAGUCGUGAGAGAAUAAUUGGCAUAUUAUUUCAUUUUAUCAUUAAUAUUAUUCUGUAUGAAAAUAGAUUUCUGAAAUUGAUUUUUUGUUGUUGUUGUCCUGAGUGUGUCUGUAACAGCAAACUACAGGGAGCUGAGCUCACUCAAACCUCUCAUUAGGUCAGACUCACUGGCUGCGUCUGAAUUGGCACGCUAUUCCCUAUAUAGUGUACACAUCCACUGUGUGAGGAAUAGGGUGCCAAUGCGGAUGCACCUAUUGCCUUUCUGCCAAGCCAGAGACGAUCCCUUUUCUCUAUCCCAUUUCCCUGGGACUCACUGUAAAUUAACAGCGGACGAUAGCUUGGCUUGCAGUAGGACCUGGGUUCAAAUAGUGUGGGUUUUUUUCUCAACUACUUAAGCUGUGCUUCUGGCACAAUGGACCCAAUAGAGUGGCCCCAAAAGUGCAAACCGUUGUCUCCGCCCAUCUUGCAAUCCAGGCAGGCUCAAUCAAACUCUCCUCUGAAAGAAAAUGAAACUUAUUUGAACCCGGGUCUGUCUCUGGGUAGACUGUAGGCUAGUUUGAGUGGGGUGAGCAGUGAGGGCAGAGCAAGCACAUUGCAUAUACUCCCUGUGGUGCUUCAUCACAAGCUAGCUCACUGCCUCCCUCCCUCCCGUCCUCAUCCUCACAUGGCCUCAGCACGAUGAGUGUCCGAAAUGGCACCCUAUUCCCUGUAUAGUACAUUAUUUUGACCAGGGAAUAGGGUGCCAUUUGGGACAUAAACAUAGACUCUCUCAACACGGAUACUCACUGUACUGUAAUGCUUAAAGGGACACACAAAAAAUGAAGGCGAAGUGCCCCUUACAAGCCAGGAAAACUUGAUGGACAUGAUGACCAUUAGCAUAAGUUUAACCUCAGCUUUCAAUGGGUUGGUAUUGAUUCUACUGUAUAUUCUAAAACAACAAAAGCUACUGAUGUAAUCUCGGCACACAGAACCAAAUUUCACGUGCGCACUUCUACUACUAUUGAUGUAAAAUGUGUUUUUCUUUUUUUGUAAUUUUUUAUCUUGUUUUGCAACAUUUAAGGAAUGUGGGAGGAUAUAUAUAUUUUUUUUUUGCCUUUUUGUUUAUAUUUUGCUUAUCUAUUAACGAUUUUUCUAAAACAGUCAAGUCACUGUAAUUAGUUGUCAAUACAGGAAAAAUAUGAAUUCAUAGGUUCAUUACAAAAAAAUACAAUAAAACUACUUGCAACAUUUGAAGUAAACUUAAGACAAGAGUUUUAAAACCCACACACUUGUAUCAAACAAACUCAUUGCUAAAUAACACAAUCUUUUGGGUUGUAUUUACAUUCAGAGUGACAUUUAAAAAGCUCUCUCUCUUUCUAGUCUCUUCCUUCUCUUUUAUCCGUACCAAUACCUCUGUUCUCCUUAUCUCUAAAUGCUUAUGUCAUGAUUCUUGUCAUUGUCCAAUUCAAAAAGAAGGGUUUUUGGCAUGUAAAUAUUAUUUCUAUCCACGCCAACAAAGAAUGCAAUCUAUACGUUAGAUGCAAAAAAGCAACCGAUCUACAUUUCCCUUUACCUGCCAAUCAGGUAAUCCUGUUUUGGAUUGACAGCGUGCAUUGUUCAGGGCAUGAAAGGAAUAUUGAACGUGUGUGUGUGUGUGUGUGUGUGUGUGUGUGUGUGUGUAUUUCACUCCCUGCUAACUGUAAAUAUGUAGAAAUACUGCUUCCUACCACACAUUACAGUGUGCAAUAGUAUUAUGCUAUACUAUGACAUGAAGAGGUAUGGGAAAGAUAACGUUUAACAGCGGACAUAGUUUUAAUACACCGUAGAAAGAGACACAGAUAGAACAAAUACAGAAAGCUAGUACACAAAGAGGUCUACACAUAAAUUACAUUAUCAUACCAAUAAUGACAUCACACUUGUGGUGAAAAGGCGAGAGUAAAGUAGAAUAGACUAGAGUAAGCAUGUAAUCUGGUGCUCUGUAUAGAGGGCCAGUAGGCACUGGAACUCAUAAUGAACAUGUACAUACAUACUGUAUCUAUAAUACUGUAUAUGGCUAGAUAGAUAGAUGUAAUGCACAAAAAUACACCGAUUUGCUUAAUGCUAUGCAGCAUUUUCACCCAAUUCAUUUACUAUGAAAACCUGGCUAGGGUAAAAUUAUGAUUAUCUUGAUUUAUGUAGAAAUAUGUAGAAAACAAAUCUAAAUAUGAAUCACCUCAUAUAUGCAAAUGAUCUAUAAAACAAUAUAUUCUUUUUUUUUUUUUUUUAAAU
Molecule: messenger RNA, 4992 nt
Organism: Oncorhynchus mykiss (rainbow trout)
Lineage: Eukaryota; Metazoa; Chordata; Actinopteri; Salmoniformes; Salmonidae
Gene: ribc1
Product: RIB43A domain with coiled-coils 1
Source: RefSeq, a predicted model, not a curated record